This is a messenger RNA of Megachile rotundata (alfalfa leafcutting bee), 2531 nucleotides long. RefSeq lists its product as uncharacterized. Gene Ontology annotation, biological process: transmembrane transport; monoatomic anion transport. Gene Ontology annotation, cellular component: membrane. Lineage: Eukaryota; Metazoa; Arthropoda; Insecta; Hymenoptera; Megachilidae. The record is from RefSeq and is a predicted model, not a curated record. Gene Ontology annotation, molecular function: transmembrane transporter activity.
AGAUUUGGUAAAUAAUGUAACUACGUUCAAGCACCAUCUAUAAAUGUUAGUAGAAAGUAAAUUUGUACACGUUGUCGCGCAAUCGUGGUAUUUGACACGUCAAAUUUCGUAUGUUUCGUACAUACGUACGUUACAAUGUGAAUAUUUUUUACGGUUAUUUUUAUUGUAUUUAUUAACUGUAGUAAACUCUUUCAAAGUGCAAAAAUUAAACACACGAUCAUAAUGUACCCUACCGACGUUGGUACAACUUUAAGUGACGUAGGAUUGCAUUAAAUUUUUUAUUUUUACCCGUCGAUUGAGGUUAGAAACAUCUGGAAUUCUUGUGCCAUGUAACUGAUUCAAAUUAAUUAAACAUGCCGAAAUUUCGAAUGCUUCCGCGUACUUCGCGGAUUGUAAUAUUAUGUUCCGCUGCGAAUUUUAUAAAUGCGGCGGAUCGAGUUAUAAUGCCCAUAGCAAUUGUUCGAAUGACUGAUGAAUUUAAAUGGAAUUUGCAUUGGCAAGGUUGGAUACUUUCUGCUUUUGCCUUUGGUUAUUUUACUAGUCAGAUCAUUGGUGCAAAUACAGCAAGUCGGUUUGGAUGUAAAACGGUACUAAUGUUAGCAGUUCUGUUAUGGUCUAUUAGUACAGUUAUAACUCCAAUCUUGGCUCAAUCUGUUCCAUUGCUCAUAAUCUGUAGAGUGGUUUUGGGACUUGGAGAAGGCCUAGGUUUACCAGUUAUUUUUCACCUGUUUGCACAUAGUGUUCCUGUUGAGGAACGUUCUCGUGCAUUUGGAUAUCUGGUAGCUGCUGGCUCUGUUGGACAAGUAGUUGCAUCUAUUUUGUGCUCACAUUUGUUAUGGCAAACAGGAUUUUAUCUAUUUGGAACAAUUGGUAUUGUAUGGACACUUUUGUGGCUAGUACUAUACCAUGAAACUAAUUCUCAGGAUGAGAUUCCAUUAUUUGUACCUAAGGUAACGCAAAACAGGAGUUUGCGUUGGACUGAAUUUAUUUCGCAUUGGCCUUUAUGGGCACUGUACAUAGCACAUUUUGCAAUGAAUUGGAGCAAUUACAUAAUAAUGCAAUGGUUGCCAACUUAUUUGGCAAGAAAUCUUUCUGCUAAUAAAGAAAGUAUUAGUUUGACAGCACUUCCAUAUAUUGUGAACUCUCUUGUUGGUAUUGUUGCUGGACACAGUGCUGACAAUCUUAUACAAAGGAGAUGGUCCGUUUUAUCUGUGAGAAGGUUAAUGACAAACAUAGGUCUAGUGGGUCCUGGUGCAUUUCUAUUAGCAUUCUGUGCCGUGGAUAAUUUACUUGCUGCAGUAAUCUUUGUUUCAAUAUCUAUGGGACUUUGUGCGUGUAAUUCGGCCGGCCAUCUCAGCAAUCAUGCUGAUAUUGCACCAAAUCAUGCAGGAAUCACAUUUGCAGUUUCUAAUACUAUUGCUACUAUACCGGGCAUUUUAUGUGGUCCAUUGACGGCAGAAUUAGUUACCGCAUCCCAUGGUCGUUGGAUGCCUGUCUUUGUUUUAGCUGCAGCAAUUAAUUUUACGGGGGCUAUCAUAUACCAAAGUCACAGUUCUGCGCUUCCAGUGUUGUGACAUGUUGUGAUUGAAAGUGAGCUUGCAACUGAUUAUCAACGAAAUCAACGAAGUAGCAUGAUGAAUAAAAACUUGCUACGACCAUGUACCUUCGAUCGUGUUUAUUAUACACGAUUUCUCAAGAAAAUUUUAAUCCUCUGUAAGGCACCAAUAUGGCACAUUUAUACGUCACACAUUGGUUAGUUGAAGACAUAUCAAAAUAUAUUGGACUUAUGUACUGGAAAAAAUUUAACAUUCUUAUCAUUCAGUUUAUAGUUAUGUCAACUUAACAUGAAUCCCCUGUUAUGUGGAUAGUGCCAUAAUUUUGUGCGUACAGUGGAAUUGGUUAAACAGUUUUAUUACCGAGUGUAAUAUAUAGCUUUCCUUUCAGUUUGUACAUGUUUUAAUGAUAGUUUGUGAAAAAUACUUUGUGAUAUGUUUGAAUAUGUAAACAAGAUAUUCUCAUUCUUUUUAAUAGAGAAUAAUUGUAUAUUCUGUAUAACAUCGAUGGGCAGUUACGCCUGCGAGAGCGCGGUGCAUUACCGUGCAAGUGAGGUCUACUUGUGGGACGCUGAGGAUAGUCAAUUUCUCAAUUUGAAAAUUUGAAGAUUUGGUAUUUCUAUAUUUCUAAAUUUUUCAAACUAUCAAAUUUUUACAUUUCAAAGUUCAAUUAUUUUUUAUUUCUAAAUUUUUAAAUUACCAAAUUUCAAAUUAUCAAAUUACCAAAUUUCUGAAUUUGAAAAUUUUAAACUUUUGUGGAUUUCCAUGCACGACGAUGCCCGUCAGCUUUUCGGCGGGCACUUAAACUGCCCAUCACUGCUGUAUAACAUAAGACUGUAUAUAAAAGAAAGAAAGAAAUUUAACUUUCACACACGUACUACGAUUAAAUGUCUUCGAAGCACCUGCAAUAUAAAAAAAUAUUAUUUACAAGUAAGUAAACAAUAUAUAUUAUAAUAAAUGAGAAAGAUAUGUUUUUUA